GCAAAGCAGCGCAGGGCUGGCAGGGGUAGUGCAAAGAGCAGAAUGUGCCCUGGGGAAAACUGUGCCAGGGGCAACGCUCUGCCCACGCUUUUCACCACACGAGUUCUUGUCGAUGAGUGAAGGGCGCUCUGCACAUUCUCAGGAACACUCUCCGUCUGGUAUUCCAGACUGUGAGGGAGCCUGGAUGCCAGCCAGAGGGCACCAGAGGGUAUUGUUCUCCCUCCAGGCCUCGUUUACCAGAAAUCGGGAUAAAAUCCCCCCACCUCCUUUUGUCAAAUGCCCAGAUUCACUUCUUUAUUUCUCUGUUUGUUCAUUUCCCCUUAACAUUAUGCAGCCAUUUGUCUUCCUGCUAAGUGAAGCAACGAGUUGCGGUGGAGGGAGCAUGCCUGGCCGGCUGCCAGCUUCCACACUCAACUUCUUGGGCUUUUUUUCAUUACUCCUGGACAUGACUCGAAGAGACACGCCUUAGCAAUCCAGGUGUGGCUGCCAUGAGCUCACCUGGCAUAGGCGGGACGGGACGACCAUUAAAGCAACAGCACCCUCAAGGCACUCAUAUCUUCUCACACUUUCCCUUUGCCACACUUCGGAGUGAGUAUAUCACAGAAAACAGCUGCUGCAGCUUAGGUUUUCUCCCUUGAUGCGGCAGGCUCCAGGAAAAGGUUUGCAGGUGUUUGCAACAUCUUAGCCGCUCAGAGAAAGAGAGAGAGAGAAGAUAAACAAUCCUUGAAGACUUCACACCCAAAGGAUGUCAAGAGUGAUGCCAAACCAUGUGCUUAGGGUCGGACAGACAAUAUGUGUUUCGUCCCAAGAAGACCACGCUCGCUUGCAGCCUAACGGUUAUUCGCCUUGCCACACUUCACCAUCGCAGUAUUUAUAUUAUUCUGUAGAAGGCUGGGACAGACAGAUCUCAUUGACCCAAGGCAAAGGAGGUCCACUGCCCAAGAUGGAACUCUAUGACUCCUGUAAGCCGGCAGAGGCCACACCUAUGAAAUCCCCAAAUUUUGGGGAUAAAUGUCUGCCAGAGGAGCCAGCAGAAACCAGCAAUGACAGCUGCCCAGAAUUAUCUCCCACUUUGGAUGUGUCCAUCGAUAAACUGAACCGCCUGAUCUUGGAAAUUGACCCCACUUUCCAGCCUCUCCAGCUGAAUCCAAUCCAAAGCCAGAGUCCUAACCAAGCUGUUCCACAAAGCAGCACAGCAGUGGCCCCAAAACAGGAGCCAGAAUCCCCAGACAUAAAGUACAUCGAAAUGACACCUGCCAGAGCAAAGUGCCAGGAGUCUCUGCAGAACUCAGCGAGUCCGUCCAGCGCCCCACAUUCCACGUCUCCCCCAAACCACUGCCCUUUGUUCCCACAUGGAGGAACCCACUCCAGUGGCCACAUGACCUUCAUGGUUGGCCACGAUCCUGGUGGCCCCCAGUAUCCCACAGGGAGGCAGUCGCCGGCUUGCAUCCGAGUCUCUGAAAGCAUCUCCAUCCCGCAGCAGGACCAGAAGGGCUACGGGUCAAGCUCCCUCCUGCCUUCCUCCCCAGGCUUGGAGAACUUACGGAAGCUGUCUCAGCAUGGGAGGCUGGUGCAGCGAUGCAGCGAGGCAUCUCUGCUGUCGACAAGUCCUGGGUCGGACACCAGCUACAUUCUUGGAAGCAGCUCCCAGUCACUGUCCAACAAUGAGCCCGACACUCCUCAGACCAGGUCAACGGGAAGUCCUUCCUCUGUUGGAUCCCUCAAUGGUUCUUCCCUUGGUUCCUGGAGCUCAGGUUCCUACUAUCCUGGUGUCAGUUGCUCCCAGAAAGGGAAUUCUCCCCUACCUCAGCCGUUCCAGAAGGGACAGACCCAUAGCUGCUCUCCUUCACCCAUCACAAGCUCCCCAUCCCCUGUGCCCAUUGUGCUUAUCAACGGCCGUCUGGAAGACAGUGAGAUGUCCUCCAAACUUUACAGGAAUCACCCAGGUUCUUUCAAACAGAAGAUGCCCCCACCCAGUUCUGGCUCAUUUUCAGGUGCCAGCAGUUCCAACAAAACAUCUUCAGAGAGCUCGCUCUCAUCUUCUUCAUCUCUGGACAGCUAUUCAAAAGAAACCCAGACAACGAUGAAGUUCGUGAUGGACACCUCCAAGUAUUGGUUCAAGCCUAGCAUCACAAGGGACCAAGCUGUCCAGAUGCUAGCUGAUGAACCUCCUGGCACUUUCAUCAUGCGGGACAGCACAUCUUACCGCGGCUCGUUUGGCCUGGCCAUGAAAGUCUUCGGCGGCAAAACAGGGGAAGAUGGCAGUGAUCCCAUCAGGCACUUCCUCAUUGAGUCUUCUGCCCGAGGAGUACACCUUAAGGGCGCUGAAGAAGAACCCUAUUUUGGAAGUCUCUCGGCAUUUGUAUAUCAACACACCAUCAUGCCUUUAGCAUUGCCCUGCAGACUGCUUAUCCCCAGCCAAGAUUUCUUUGGAGGAAGAGAAAAUCCUGCUGUGGGUUCAGAAGCCACUCUACCAGUUUCAAUGAAAGCUGCAGUCUGCAAUCUCCUGUACCUGCACUCCCUGACCAUGGAGACUCUCACUGGCAAAGCAGCAGUUCGGAAAGCUGUGUCUGCCACUUUCGAACUGGAGGUCCCGCCUACGCCCACCAUCGUCCACUUCAAAGUGACUGACCAAGGGAUCACCUUGACAGACAUCCAGCGGAAGGUUUUCUUCCGGCGGCACUAUCCACUGACUGCCAUCAGCUUUUGUGACAUGGACCCCGAAAACCGAAAGUGGCAGAAAUUUUCCAAAAUUUCCAGGAUCUUCGGUGUCAUUGCCAAAAGCCCAGCAGACUCUGAGAAUAUCUGCCACCUCUUUGCAGAAUAUGACGCAGUGCAUCCGGCUUCCCAUAUUGUUGACUUCAUCAAGAAACUUCUGCCUGCUGCUUAACGUUGCCCAAAUGCUGGGGUCCUCUGUUUCCUAGCAAUGCUGCCCCACCACUCCCUAUGCCCCCCACUCCACCCUGUAAGCGCAACAAUGCGCUCUUGGUCUUUGAAAGCUCUCUGGGUUGCAUUUCAAAAAGGCUCUGGAGACAAACCAUGGCAGUAUGAGUGUUGUGAGGGCAGCAGCAGGUCAUAUGUCUUUGCAGGAAUGAUUCGGUGACCAGAUUGUCUCUCUACAGGAAGGCCAACCGUGUAAUUUCUGGGCUCCUAUUUCAACCAGAAUACUCUUUAGGCCAAUUGAUCAAAAAAGGUGUUUUUCUACCCUGUGGAAAAAAGAUAGUCUUGCAACAUGCAAAGUUGUCCUGAUUUGCCUUGGUAAUAGCAAGUCUUUGAGAUAGGUCUGCCAACAGAAAAACCACUACAGGGAUCCAUGCUCAGUUCGUCCCUUGAUUGGACUAUUGUAAUGUGUAAAUAUUUUAUGAAGAAUAUUUAGAAGCUGCAAUUGCUGCAGAAUGCCGCUGUCAGAGUGUUAAAUCGUUUGGCACCAGCUUGCUCAUGUAAUGAGAUCAGCAGCAGAAGCCCUUCUUGUUGCCCCGUUGUUAGGGGAUACCCACAAUGCAGUGACAUGAGAUAGGAGGCCACCACAGAGAAGGCCCUGUUUAUGGAACUCACUUCCCUUCGCUAUAGGGACAACACUGGCAUUAUUCAACUUUGGUUGCUGGUUAAAUACAGUGGUGCCCCGCAAGACGAACGCCUCGCAAGACGGAAAACCCGCUAGACGA
Podarcis muralis (Common wall lizard) is the source of this 3665-nucleotide messenger RNA. RefSeq names its product tensin 4 (gene TNS4). NCBI's taxonomy places the organism in Eukaryota, Metazoa, Chordata, Lepidosauria, Squamata, Lacertidae. Gene Ontology annotation, cellular component: focal adhesion. The record is from RefSeq and is a predicted model, not a curated record. Gene Ontology annotation, molecular function: protein binding.